AUGGCCAAUACAUACAACGUGACUGAAUUCAUUUUCCUGGGACUGUCUCCCAAUCAGGAGGUGCAGAAAGUUUGCUUUGUGAUUUUUCUGCUCUUGUACGUGGCAAUUGUCCUGGGGAAUUCCCUCAUUGUGCUCACURUCCUGACCAGCAGAAGUCUGGGGUCCCCCAUGUACUUCUUCCUCAGCUACCUGUCCUUCGUGGAGAUCUGCUACUCCUCUUCUACAGCCCCCAAACUCAUCUCAGAUCUGCUGUUACCCUGCUSUGUUCCCAACAUCAUUGCCCAGUGCUUCUGUGGUGUCCAUCCUGUCCUCAAGAUCGCCUGGGCUGAGAGCUUUCCCCACGAGGUGACUGUGUUCCCCAACACUGAAUUGAUCUCUCUUUCCUCCAUCCUCCUCCGGCUGUCUUGCUAUACUGUCAUCCUGGACAUCUUGAGGAAGCCUUCUGAAGAGGAGGGAUGA
Messenger RNA from Urocitellus parryii (Arctic ground squirrel), 459 nucleotides. RefSeq names its product olfactory receptor 4X2-like. The record is from RefSeq and is a predicted model, not a curated record. Lineage: Eukaryota; Metazoa; Chordata; Mammalia; Rodentia; Sciuridae. Gene Ontology annotation, molecular function: G protein-coupled receptor activity; olfactory receptor activity. Gene Ontology annotation, biological process: G protein-coupled receptor signaling pathway. Gene Ontology annotation, cellular component: membrane.